AUUCAGUCUGUGCGUGUAUAAUAAUGCCAAAAAUGCCCAAAAGAAGACGUUGUGGUAGUGAUGUGGAUAAGAAGCUGCUUAAUCUAAAACAUAAGAUCAGAAAAUUGGAAGAACAACGUCGUCAUUGUUCACGGCGUUCCUUCUCGCCCUCUAGUAGUGGUAGUAAUUCGCCUUCAUCACAAUUUUCUCGGUCACCUCGGUCAUCGAGAAGAGUAUCGCCUCAUCAUGGUGGCUUAUUAGGGGUUUGCAAAAACCCAGGUGAAAACUAUCGAUGUCAUAUACGAGUCUUAUCUUCGUCGGAUGAGGAGUCUGAUACUGAAGAUACACAGAGGGGAGGCGACAAUGAGGAUCAGGAGAGCCAGGAUCCACUUGAUGAAAAUAUUUUGCAGUUGCUUGGUCCCAAUGUUGCGCACAAGGAACUUGAGGGGUCAAAUAUUCAAAAAGACCUAGCUCUUAGAUGGGAGGCUAUUUUAAAACAGGGUCUCAGUAUGGAAGAUAAAAAUACAAUUAUUAAUGGCUAUCUUAUCCCUAAAAACUGCCAAGCCUUCUACCCACUUAAGCUUAAUAAAAUAGUGUCUGAUGCCAUAACACAUUCUGUAAUCAGAAGAGAUAUCAAAAUGUCUCUAAAUCAGACUCAGAUUGGGGCCGCGGCUUCUGCAGUGGGAUUGGCUGUUACUACUCUUUUAAAGGAGAAAACAGAAGAGCACAGUAGCAUUAUAAAACAGCCAAGUGAUGCUGGCCGACUAAUGGCCGAUUUCUUUAAUAGCCAGUCACAAUGUAGAAGGGAGCUCCUACUAUAUAAUUUAAAUAAAGACUUAAAAGAUACCUUGGAAAAAUCUGAGCUUUCCUCUUGGUUAUUUGGAGAUAACCUUGAAGAAGAGAUUAAGACGUCCAAGACUCUUCAGAGGACCAGUGAGGAGUUAAGACAAUCCAGCUUCAAGACAAAGAAAGUUUUUAGGCCUUUAAACUUAAAGAGUCUGUCCCGACCAAACAACGGCCUUACUCGGGGCAGACAGAACCACUACAAUCCGUCGCAGAGCUCAAUGGGCGACAACCCACGACAUCAUCAGCCACAAUCAUACCGCAAUCAAUACAACAGACAUUUUCACAACAAUCGUCAAAAAGAAAAGAGACGCCGAGUACCGACAAACAACAGAAAUCUCUAGAGGUUAGUAAGUUAGCUGGCAGAUUAACCAAUUUUUUUCCAGAAUGGCAAAAAAUAACUUCGGAUAAAAUGACUUUAUCUUAUGUAUCAGGAU
Messenger RNA from Acanthoscelides obtectus, 1259 nucleotides. The record is from the annotation of a GenBank genome assembly. Lineage: Eukaryota; Metazoa; Arthropoda; Insecta; Coleoptera; Chrysomelidae.